Notothenia coriiceps (black rockcod) is the source of this 915-nucleotide messenger RNA. It is a transcript of the gene iws1, whose product is annotated as interacts with SUPT6H, CTD assembly factor 1. The transcript has 4 exons. Gene Ontology annotation, cellular component: nucleus. NCBI's taxonomy places the organism in Eukaryota, Metazoa, Chordata, Actinopteri, Perciformes, Nototheniidae. The record is from RefSeq and is a predicted model, not a curated record. Gene Ontology annotation, biological process: poly(A)+ mRNA export from nucleus. Bases 240 to 599 code for a protein of 119 amino acids.
AGUAGAUGGGCGGGAUGAGUGGGGGUUAAAGGUCAUAAUCUGAUGUAUUGAUCUGUUCAGAUGAGUGGGGGUUAAAGGUCAUUCUGAUGUAUUGAUCUGUUCAGAUGAGUGGGGGUUAAAGGUCAUUCUGAUGUAUUGAUAUGUUCAGAUGAGUGGGGGUUAAAGGUCAUUCUGAUGUAUUGAUCUGUUCAGAUGAGUGGUCUCGGCCCAUCUUCGGCCUCACGUCGAACUACAAAGCAAUGACGAGAGAGGAGAGGCAGCAGAGAGACCUGGACCAGCAGAUGCCUCAGAAACAGAGACUCAGCUCGGGGGGGCAGACGCCUCGCAGGGACCUGGAGAAACAGCUGACCGGAGAGGAGAAAGCUCUGAGACCAGGAGACCCCGGGUUCUGCGCCCGCGCCCGCGUGCCCAUGCCCUCCAACAAGGACUACGUGGUGAGACCCAAGUGGAACAUCGAGAUGGAGUCAAACAGGAAAGGCAGUAAGAAGGGCAUCAGCCGAUUGGAGAAGCACAAGCGACGCAUCGCGGACCAGAGGAAGCUGACGCGCCUGCAGGGAGCCGUGAAGAUCAGCGUGGAGGGCAACAGGAUGCCUCUGUAGCUGCUGGUGCAGUUCCGGCUGACGCCUGCAGGGGGCGUAAGUCCUGCUGCAUGGUGUGCAGGAAUGAGUCCUGAACUGGACAUGAGUCAGCGCUUCCUGUUCCCUCUGCAGUGGUUUAAUGUGGUUAUAGGUUGUUAUCCUGGAAUAAAGUCUGUGGUUAACACAAGCUGAAGAGAUUUAGAUUCUUCCAUCAGUAAAUACCCCACAAAGUGUCUGAAUGAGACUUCAGCGGUGGUCACGUGAAGUCAUGUGACCGUGCUGUAGUUCCUUUAUAGCCCAACAUUAGCAACCACUCACUAACCUGUUGGUGUUUUGA